UUGGGCUUUUGGGCACACGUACACUUAUAGUAAGGAUCCUACGCACAGUUUUAUAAAUGAGACCCCUGGAUGUUUUCCCACAUUUUCUCGAUACACCUGGCUUGAUUGACCACGACUUCACCGUAAUGUUUAGAGAGGAGGUUUCUGAUAGAUUUUGGCAAAAUGGCCCACAAACUUCAAACCCAGGAUCCUGGCAGACUGCAAGAAUACUAAUGAGCAUGUUGAAGACCUCUUGUCUGGGCAUCAAUCCUCAGAUGAGUCUGGCUGGGACAGUGACCUGUCAAGCAUCCUACUGCUGGUUCAUCUACUUCCCCCAUAAUGCUAAAGGACCCAAGAAGAGUCCUAAAAUUAGCUCACAUCAUGCAGUCAAACAUGUUGGGAGAUAUUCGAGGAUUGGCGCCAGUGUCGAGACCUUCCUUGAGAGUUUGGAACCACGACAGCCCAUCCUCCUGUGUGUCGGUGAACAGAAGAACAACCUCCAAAGAUUUUAUAUCAUCGUUGACCACAAGGCCAUCCCUGGCAAGGCUCAGACAUCCCUGGCAGCUUUCGAUGAACUCUUCAAGGCCCACUUCAUCUUCAGUGUGAACUACCAAGAAUCCCUUCACAGCUUCUACACAUUCAUCCAGACCACUGUGUUCAACAUUGGUGUGGGAAGUACCGAGGAAAGUCCCCGUGUGAAGGAGCUCAGAGCUAGACUGCUGAACACAAGUAUCUGAGGUGACACACAUCCUUGGACGCAAAUAUGUUGAUUUGUUUUAUCUGCAAGUUGCACCACAGAAGUUCUGCGUUGCUUUGUCAGCAUUUGAGAGUUUACCACGGUUUAUAUCCGGGAAAGACAUUACGUUUGAAAUGUGGACAGCCGGGAUGUUCUUCAUUCUUUGGCACUUAUUCAGGGUUUAAGAAACGCCUUAUUCGUUUGCACCGGGACACUGUUUCAACAAAUACUGUUUACAAUAUGGACAAUCAAAUAAUAGAUGAGCCUUCAACUUCAAAUGCAGCCUUUACUGACAUUCCAGUAACCACCAAGGUCUCUGUUGACAAGCAUCAUUUGGUAAACGUGUGGUUCUGUUGUAGCACAGUUGCAAUCAUCAGGUGUUGCUGAGAGCACUAUCCAAGCAAUGGUAGGGUCAAUGGCAGAGCUUGUAAAUGAUAUUCACAGUCAAGCGAGAGACGCAGUUCUCAACUGUACUUCAGAGAUUCAAGGAACAGACUUUGAAAAAAAGCUAGACAGUUGUUUUGAACCACUACAAAAUCCUUUCUCAGUCUUAAAUACAGGAGCCAAACGACAGAAGUCCUUCAAGGAAAAGUGGGAACUAGUUGAGCCUGUUGAGCAUGUUCCUGGGGUGCGAUUUGAUGUACGUAGAGAUGGAACAACAGGAGUUUACAAUCAGAUCCCUGUAACAGAGAAGUUUGUGUAUGUACCCAUCUUAGGAACCCUGAAGUCUACGCUCAAAAAUAGUGAAAUAUGUGAAAGUUUCCUGCAGGCCAAACAAGAGGAACAAGGUUAUUUUUUUUUUAUGAUCAAUUUUUUUUAUUGUUUUUAUAUUUUUUAACAUACAGAACAGACA
Molecule: messenger RNA, 1568 nt
Organism: Perca fluviatilis (European perch)
Lineage: Eukaryota; Metazoa; Chordata; Actinopteri; Perciformes; Percidae
Exons: 4
Coding region: 57-716 (219 amino acids)
Source: RefSeq, a predicted model, not a curated record